GGGCCUGGCAGGGGCCACCCACGGGACAGGGGACACUGCGGGGACAGGCCUGGCACAGGCGACACGGCACAGGGGACAUCCCCGCCACGGGCAUCAGGGAGGUGGCAUUUCGCCAUCGCUCGGUGUCACUGUCGCUGUCACCAGCCCAGUUCGCGGGGCGGGCUCUGUCCCCGCCCGCCCGGCCCUUUAAAGCCGCUGUCACCCGCGGGGACACGGCCCAGAGGACAAGGGACACGGUCCCGGAGGUGGCACGUCCGCAGGUGCCACCGGGGACAGGGUCAAGUUCGGGGACAAUUCUGCUGGCACCCGUGCCACCUGUGCCACCUGUGUCACCCUCUCCGCAGGCCCAGCCAUGUCACACGCGGCCAGAGCUGCCCUCAGGGGGACACCCCGGGGACACCGCCAGGGGGUCACGUCGGGGAACGGGGACACGGCUGAGAACGUCAUCGACCCCGACAUGGUGGCCUUGUUCGAGGACUUCCUGGGGACAGAGGUGGCGGUGGCCUUCGGGGCGGCGCGCCCCGGGGCCCGGCCGUACCACUACGUGCUGCGGGACACGGAGCAGCAGGGGCUGUGCCUGCGCCACGGCCACCUGGUGGCCACCAGCCUGCAGGGGGCCAACGCCACCCAGGAAGAGCCCAUCAGCGUUGUCCCCAACCGGCACCUGGAGCGCCGGCGCUGUCCCCUCAUCGUGGGCAUCCGCGGUGGCACCCGCGCCCUGUCCUGUGGCACCGGCCCCGAGCCCCGGCUGAGCCUGGAGGACGUGGGGCUGCUGGAGCUGUUCUCGGGUGACAAGGACAGGGCCACGCCCUUCACCUUCUACAAGACCUUCGGGGGCUCCACGCACACCUUCGAGGCCGCCGCCUUCCCCGGGCUCUUCCUCAGCACGGCCACGGGCCCGGGCGAGGCGCUGGCCCUGGCGCCGGGGGCCACCGCCUUCUACCUGCGCCGCCAGUGA
Passer montanus (Eurasian tree sparrow) is the source of this 958-nucleotide messenger RNA. Its product is annotated as interleukin-36 receptor antagonist protein-like. Lineage: Eukaryota; Metazoa; Chordata; Aves; Passeriformes; Passeridae. Gene Ontology annotation, biological process: positive regulation of gene expression; cytokine-mediated signaling pathway; inflammatory response to antigenic stimulus. Gene Ontology annotation, molecular function: cytokine activity. Bases 353 to 958 code for a protein of 201 amino acids. The transcript has 5 exons. The record is from RefSeq and is a predicted model, not a curated record.